CAAAUCUCUUCAAAACUAUGCACCCUCAAUAGAAACUUCCUUCAAUCGUUAUAUACACUUAAGCUAUCACUAUAUAUAACCACAACCUGCCGCCAAAUCUCUCCGCAAUGGCGCGCAGCUUCGUUAUCCUCCUCUUUCCAAGCCUCACAUAUGCAUACACCACCUUCGAAACCAACUGUUCGAUCCCAACGAACUCGACCAACUUCGUAUCUUCUAACGGCACAAGAGGUACGAUGGACAUCCUCUGGAGCUGUCUCUUCACAAUCAUCACCUGCACAUGGAUAGUCCAGCACCUCAACGUCCCUGAACAACGAGAAGACCGCAAUCCAGGCAUAUGGGGCACUAUAUGGUGGGCUAUAAAAAGGGGGUGGACAAGCGCGAAAUGGAUGUUGGUCACAGUCCUCGCACCAGAAAUCCUGCUAGCCAAGAAUGUGGGGGAUCUCACUACUGUCAAGCUGGAUUUGGAGAAGCUACAAGACUGGGCAGCUCAGGAUGGAGUACCAUGGACCAGAACCCAUUCGCUGUUCGCAAAUAUGGGAGGGUUUGUAAUUCGAAGGAGUUCACCUAAACGGGCUCAAAAUCCAACAGAGAGCAAAGAGCCCUCAACCGCUGAGCUCGGUCUAUCUGCCAACGCAUCCCAACCCGUCCUAAUACACCUCCUAACCCAAGAUAUCGUCCUCCUUCGCUCAAAAGGCCUUCUACCAAAGCUACCCUACAUUACACUGGAAGAAAUAAACGACAAAUCCAAAUCCGAUAGCCUUAUACGAGCCAUUAUAGUCGUCCAAAUAAUAUGGAUGGUAAUCCAGAUUAUCGCCCGCGCCUUCCGCUCCCUUGCAAUCUCACAAUUGGAGGUCUCCGUCGUUGCGUUCGCGACCUGCGCUAUUAUACUUUACGGUAUAAAUUGGGAGAAGCCUAAAGGUGUGCAAGUGCCAAUAACAAUUAUUUCUUACCCCGGCCCUUUCCCUAAAGACACUAUGGAAAUUGUAGAAAGAGACAGAAACGGAGCCGAUAUUAGCGUCUUUAGCGGUUUAAUGUUCUUGGUAGAAAAACUUUUUACUUGUCUAUACGACGGCGAGAGCACUGUAAAAUGGCCGCUUGGCAAACCCAUCCCCAACGUCUAUAACCGCGACGACCCCUGGGUGAAUCGGAUAAUGGGUGAGUCUGUUCUCUCCCAAAGCGAUAUCUUCGGUCUUUUCCUCGGCACUGCGGUCUUUGGCGCUGUGCACAUCGCGGCAUGGAAUUUCGUCUUCCCUACGCCCGUCGAAAGCCUUUUGUGGAAAAUCGCCGCUAUCUUAUGUACGACGAUGGGUUUGGUUUUCGGGGGUUACAUGGUAACCUUAUCUACUUUUUCUGAUAUUGAGUCGCUGGGGUAUAUAUAUAAAAUAGCGUUAGCAAUUUUAUUUUUCUUAAUCCCGGCGAGUUAUGUGGUUUGUAGGUUGUUUUUGGUUGUGGAGAUUUUUAGGAGCUUAUGUUUCUUACCGCCAAGUGCGUAUAUAGCCACCUGGGCGACGAACGUGCCGCAUGUUGCUUGA
This is a messenger RNA of Mollisia scopiformis, 1532 nucleotides long. RefSeq lists its product as uncharacterized. The transcript has 2 exons. The record is from RefSeq and is a predicted model, not a curated record. NCBI's taxonomy places the organism in Eukaryota, Fungi, Ascomycota, Leotiomycetes, Helotiales, Mollisiaceae. Bases 108 to 1532 code for a protein of 474 amino acids.